This is a messenger RNA of Necator americanus (New World hookworm), 1062 nucleotides long. RefSeq lists its product as uncharacterized. Gene Ontology annotation, cellular component: nucleus. Lineage: Eukaryota; Metazoa; Nematoda; Chromadorea; Rhabditida; Ancylostomatidae. Gene Ontology annotation, biological process: regulation of transcription by RNA polymerase II. The transcript is spliced from 8 exons. Bases 1 to 1062 code for a protein of 353 amino acids. Gene Ontology annotation, molecular function: RNA polymerase II cis-regulatory region sequence-specific DNA binding; DNA-binding transcription factor activity, RNA polymerase II-specific. The record is from RefSeq and is a predicted model, not a curated record.
AUGUCCUCGACAAGCGGUGCUGGUGGAAAUAAUAAUCAUAUGAACAACCUUAAUCAUAAUCUGAAUCUGGCUUAUCGGGUCGAGACCACAGCCACCGCCGUCGCUACUAGCAGUCGCCGCAGGGAUUCGUCUGGACGCGACGACGACAGCGAAUCGCUGACGUCGUCGUCGACUUUCGAAGUAUGCCCUGCGGCGGCUGCCGAGGAGUUGGGUGAUCUCGACCAGGCAAAACUCGACUCCUCGUCGUUGCAUCACAUGAUUCCAACAUCGACCAUGAACAAUGGAAAUUUUUCUAUGCCGUACAUCCCAUCCGUAUCCUCUGCAGCUGCAGCCAAUAUGUCCUCGGUAGCGAACAUGACCGCAGCGUAUUUCAAUACGAAAGGAGCAGCCUACGGAACACCUCACCUUGGCUUCCCAACAGCACCUGCACAUAAUUUCCUACCGACCGGCAUGGGAUACAUCGGUGGCAGUCUGGCCGAGUGUCAACCGGCAGGACUCGCCUGGAACGCUGGCGCCCCGCCAAGGAAACAACGUCGCGAACGCACCACCUUCACUCGUAGCCAGUUAGAAAUUCUGGAACAUGCAUUCCUAAAAACCAGAUAUCCGGACAUAUUCAUGCGAGAAGACAUGGCUUUGAAGAUUCAGUUGCCGGAGAGUCGAGUGCAGGUGUGGUUCAAAAAUCGUCGUGCUAAAGCUCGUCAACAGAAGAAAUCGCAGCAGAACAGCUCCGGCGGUAGCAGUGGUUCAUCGUCGACCGAAGGAACAAACUCCGCUACAGAUGCUGAUGUGAAUAUCAAAUCUGAAGAGCCAAGCGAGACAACGCUAAGCGAACACUCGCAGAGCCCUUGUCCUGAGGAUAAGACCUCGUCAACCGCCAGCUAUUUGAGCACCAGCGCUUCGCCGAACAACUACGCCGCUACGUCGUUCCGGCCGCAAGCACAGUACACUUACGCAAACUACCAAAGUCCUAUGGACUAUUUCCAAUACACUCAACCGUCUUCCGCAGCAGCCGCCGCAAAUCCAUACGGGAUGGAAUCAUGGAAAUUCCAACCAAUGGGCUAG